AUGCGGAAGACUGCUACCGCCUUCGGAGUUUCCCGCCCGGCUGUGUCCCUCAUUAUUAGGCAGACAUGCAGAGCGAUCUCCAUCCACCUGGGUCCAAAAUACAUCAAGCUGCCUUUUACUGAGCCCGAGACCGCGGAUCUGGUUGAGGGCUUCCAUCGUGCUCAUCACAUGCCACAAUGUUUAGGAGCAGUGGACGGAACCCACAUCGAAAUCAAGCAGCCAUCUACCAACCCCACUGAUUACAUCAACAGGAAAGGCACAUAUUCCCUUAAUGUACAGGCCGUCUGUGAUUACAAGUACCGAUUCAUGGAUGUCGUGGUAAAGUGGCCUGGGAGUGUGCAUGAUGCACAGGUCUUUGCUAAUUCAAAGCUAAACAUGUACUUAGAGACUGGAAAGAUCCCUGCUCUGAAAAAACAGAUUGUGGACGACGAGGAGGCCAUACCAAUUUAUCUUCUUGGUGAUCCUGCCUACCCGCUGCUGCCGUACCUGAUGAAGGAAUAUGCAACCGGUGGCGCCACAGUUCAGGAACAGUUCUUUGGGCUAACUUUGUGUAGUGCACGUAUGGUCAUUGAGUGUGCUUUUGGUCGCCUCAAGGCCAGAUUUGCUGCACUUAGAAGGCCUAUGGACACAAACUUGGAUGACCUGCCCCAUGUCAUUUACUCCUGCUUUGUCCUCCACAAUUUUUGUGAGGCCAGUAAGGAGGCUGUGGAUGAUCAGUCUGUGUUAGGAACAAUGCAAGUCGACUUGGCCAGUAAGGAGGCUGUGGAUGAUCACUCUGUGUUGGGAGCAAUACAAGGUGAAAAGGACUUACAGCCUCCCACACAGAGCAAGAGAUAUCUCACUGACUGUGAUGAGCGGGAGGGAAAGAGAGUGAGGAGAGGGCUUGUGUAG
Molecule: messenger RNA, 891 nt
Organism: Trematomus bernacchii (emerald rockcod)
Lineage: Eukaryota; Metazoa; Chordata; Actinopteri; Perciformes; Nototheniidae
Product: protein ALP1-like
Exons: 2
Coding region: 1-891 (296 amino acids)
Source: RefSeq, a predicted model, not a curated record